CUUGCUCAUUUGUGUUUGCGUCACAGUUUGAGAACCUCCGCUUUAGCCUGAUGCUUCAUGAGGUUUGACUUCCUGUAUUUUUUGCAGCGAGUAGGUUUUGCGACAUUGCAUUGUGAGUGUGUGAGGGGGCCUAACGUUCCAAUUGAACUCCAGAUCAACGUUAGAAACGGAUGAUGGCGAUGGUGACUAACCGACUUGGGUGUUUACCAGUUCUUGUUUUGCUGCUGACUUUGAGCACUUCGGUCACAUCGAGAUCUCUUAGGAUGAAAAGGGAAAUUAGUCACAAUGUGACAUCGAUAAACACCAACGACACACACAGUACAGCAACCGUAGCUCAAGCCAAGAAUGCAACAAGCACCACUGUGGAAACUUUGAAGGCUUUGAGUACGUUACAGACAGUAACUGUAAUACCUGAUUUAAAUAUCUCAGCAACUACAGAUUACCACCGUGCUCCAGAUUUGAACCACACCCAACAAAGCUACACUGCAGGAACCAAGAACCUGACAGUCCACCAGUCAACAAAUAACGAGAGUGCUUUUCACACCCAACUUCCCACAAUAAAUAACAGUACUGGAUACAUUUCACAUACAGGAAGUUCUGCCCCCACAUUUCCUGCAUCGCUGGAGCCCGGUAAGGUAACAGAGAAGCACACGACAGCAGCGACGACGACAAGAAUGUCCACGGAUGCAAAAAAACUCACCACUCCAGUUACCUCAACCAUCACUAAGAAAUCAACCACAGCCACGACCCACUCAUGUUCCACUGCCUCUUCUCAAGGGGGCGGACUUGUGAGUCGUUGCCUCAUCGCCAUUGCCUCGAUGGCUGCGGUGACCACCAUCUUUAUCAUUAGCACCAUCUGCCUGGCAACCAAACUCUCGGGAUACAGAUACAGGCAUAAGGCGCAUCUUCUCCAGGAGACCGAGAUGGUCUGCAUUUCUGCCCUGAUGAACGACAGCGAUCACCCGGUUCCAAAGCCAAGACGACAUCCCAAAAGUAACGGAGCGUUGAUCCCCAAUACUGAGGAUGGAGAUCCUGACGGAGAUAAUCUCACUCUAAACAGCUUUCUUCCUGAUACCGAGGGCCCUCUUUAGAGGUUUAGACCUGUAUACACUGAGAAACAGGAUGCAUCAUGGGAUUUUUUUGCUCUCAUACAUUGUCAGUGCUCAGGUUCGACCAGUCAGUACAAUACACAGUUUAUCUGUGGUACAGGUUUAUCGGUUUUCUCACUCAAUGAAGUUCUAGCAAUAAUCUGAUGCCUGGCUUUUAAAACAAUCAUUUUAUGAUUUGCUGUACAAUAAUCCACAUCUUUUAUUUAAUCAGUGGAACGUUUUUUAAAUGUAAAGAGGUUUGAAUGUUAUAUGUGACCCUGAACUGCAAAACCAGUCUUAAGUGUCAAUUUUUCAAAAUAAAUAAGCUUUCCAUUGAUGUAUGGUUUGUUAGGAUCCGACAAUAUUUGGCUGAGAUACAACUAUUUUAAAAUCUGGAAUCUGAGGGUGCAAAAAAAUCAAAAUAUUGAGAAAAUCACCUUUAAAGUUGUCCAAAUUAAGUUCUUAGCAAUGCAUAUUACUAAACAAAAAUAAAGUUUUGAUAUUUAUGGUAAGAAAUUUACAAAAGAUCUUCAUGGAACACGAUCUUUACUUAAUAUACUAAUGAUUUUUGGCAUAAAAGAAAAAUCUAUCAUUUUGACCCAUACAGUGUAUUUUUGGCGCAUUGCUACAAAUAUACCCCAGCGACUUAAGACUGGUUUUGUGGUCCAGGGUCAUAUAUUUAAUCAUUUCUUUGUUGAGAUAUUGUACUACUAUGUUCUCUGAGGAGCUCAGGCAUUAGUAGGGCUCGGCAGAAUGUAUUACUGAAUAUAGUCUAUUCCUGUCUGUGGUUCAGCUAGCGCUAUAUAAUUUACUCGAACAGAGUGAUGUUUGAGAUUAUCACAGUCUGAAUAUAACAUGUUAUCAUUGCAAAUGUACAUAAAAUACAUGCCUUCGCAUUUAACCAGAAAGAACUGAGCUUUUGCACAGAAAUUACACACUUUUCUUUGUGUGAACUUAAGAAAAAAAUGGCCAAAGCCAACUAGAUUAACACUGCGAAAACCAAUAUGUAGUCAGCAAAAUAUUUUUUUUUCAGUUCACAUUCAGUUUGUUUAUUUGUACUGUUGUAUUUUUGUAGUUAAUUUCUUUUUCUUUUUUUCAUUUUCUGCUAUAUAAUAGGCCAUUUUCUAUGUAAAUAUUCUAUAUGUGUAGGCAAUUGAAUGUUGUGCAGAAUGACAUGAAAAAGUAAUUGUGCAGCGAUUAAUCCAGUUAUUGUUAACUAAUUUUAUAAAUAAAUCAUUUAAUUGAA
Messenger RNA from Onychostoma macrolepis, 2334 nucleotides. RefSeq names its product selectin P ligand (gene selplg). The record is from RefSeq and is a predicted model, not a curated record. Gene Ontology annotation, cellular component: plasma membrane. Lineage: Eukaryota; Metazoa; Chordata; Actinopteri; Cypriniformes; Cyprinidae. The transcript has 2 exons. Bases 171 to 1091 code for a protein of 306 amino acids. Gene Ontology annotation, biological process: leukocyte tethering or rolling; hemopoiesis.